UUUGCCUCCAUCCUUCCUCCGUGCUUGCCUCUCGUGAGGAAUCGCAGGAAUGGCAAAGCGGCCGUGGGUGCGCUGCUGCGUUCCUGGCUGCAGCAAAGGAGCGUUGCAGAGGGAGCGAAGUCGGGCUCUGUCGGUGUUUCGAGUGCCUCGCGAGGCCGCGGCCAGAGAGCUGUGGGAGAGGCGGCUUGAAAUGACACCCGGGUCUCUGCGGGCCGACAGCCAGCUGUGCGAGCUCCACUUCGAGCCCAGCCAGAUCUGUCGCGAUUACGUGCACCACAUUGGUGGAAAAGAGGUGAGGAUACCACGUGGAAGGGCAGCAUUACUGCCUGGUGCGCUACCGCUGGCACCUCCUCAUGGAGAAGAGCAUCCGGAUCCCAAGAGGCCAGGCAGUGAGCUCAACUCCAUCAAAGAACAUGUGCACAAGCUCUCAGCCAUCCACCUGCCCUCCAAGUACUGGUCCUGCAUUCGUUGCCACAACCUCGAAGGAGCAGUGUUUGCCACUUCGUCAUUUAAUCCUGCCACAAACGACUUGAUCACUGAGAAGAUGGUGGUUGUGCAGUGGGCUCCCAAUGAGAGGCGAGAAACACUUGUGUGUGAGACAUUUGUACAUGGACGUCGCUUGGGGGAUGUGAUUGUGGGUGAUCUGUGUGUCGUUCAGCAGGCACUCUGUAUGCUGGACGCAUUGCAGCUCUGUGCAGGUGUGGGCAGCAUUGAGUAUGUGCUCGAGCAGUUGGGUGGUCGCCUGACAGCUCACUUGGAGCACAGUCUAGUGGCACAUAAAGGCACCUACUUCAGCCAUGCAUGCGUGGCCACUGUGGAAGCUGUAGGUGCAUCCUGUGCUUCUUGCAAGCUAGCCAGGAAGGCUGUGCUGACCAAGAAGUCUGCGUUACUCAGGAAGAACUUCCUUGUGUCAUAUGUGGACAGCUCUGCAGAGACUAAGUGAGACAAAGAGACUGCUAGAGCCAUGGGCAGCAAGAACAACAUUGUAAACCAAACUAAGAGCUUUUUUUUCUUUUCACCAGUUCAACUGCGGGUGGAGUCCGCUUCUCCUGCAUUAUCCUUCCCCCUCAAAAGUUCACUUGUUCAUUUUUCUUUUCUAAUUGGCAUUGCCUGCUAUAUGUUUAUGGUGCGGGCUCAGGAUUUGUUUUUCAUACCUCACAAUGAAGAUUGCUAAAGCCAUGGAUGUGGUGGCAAGGUCGUGAAAGAGGCUUGCCGGAUGGUUGCCUUCUCAUUCUUUGUGGCGUCUACUCAACUCGAAUUGACUGUGAAUUCAUGAACAAAAGUGUGCAUAUUACGUCUACCUUGUAUGCUUUGUAAAAAAAGAUUAAAAAUGGUAUUAACUUCUGCAUGUUACUACA
Molecule: messenger RNA, 1358 nt
Organism: Rhipicephalus microplus (southern cattle tick)
Lineage: Eukaryota; Metazoa; Arthropoda; Arachnida; Ixodida; Ixodidae
Molecular function (GO): sequence-specific DNA binding
Source: RefSeq, a predicted model, not a curated record